Molecule: messenger RNA, 1001 nt
Organism: Dermacentor silvarum
Lineage: Eukaryota; Metazoa; Arthropoda; Arachnida; Ixodida; Ixodidae
Exons: 3
Coding region: 82-870 (262 amino acids)
Source: RefSeq, a predicted model, not a curated record
UCUGCUUGAGAUUACGUGGUCACUUCAGUGGCGACGAGGGUGGGAUGAGCCUGCCGCCCCACCAGCGACACCCCGGUAGCCAUGGCCGGAUACGCAAGCCCACCACAGUUCGAGGAAGCUACGGACCACUGGCCGGCAUAUCUAGUGCGGCUAGAAGCUUUCUUCGAAGGCAACGGCAUCACGGAAGAAAAGAAGAAGCGAGCAUUGCUCGUAGCAGGGCUGAGCACCCACACUGUGGCCGUCGUCAGUGGACGCUGCGCGCCAACAAAGCCGGUUCCAGCCAUGGCGGCCGCCUGCAUACAACGGUGGGCCCUCCAGUUGAGCACGUACUCCUACAUCGUCAAGUUCAAAGACGGCAAGGCGAAUGUUCCGGCGGACGCACUCAGCCGCCUGCCACGGGCAGCACAUUCCAGGGAAGUGUCCGGAGACGAGGACGGCGCCGGAAAAACGCCGGCUAUGCUGCUGAUUGGGCGUGAGCUACGCUCCCGAUUAGACAAUUUGUUGCCGUCAGAAAAAGAGCGCGACAGUUACCCCUUUGCCAAUGAUUUCUUGCAGAAGGAUGAACCAAUUUGGGUGCGAAACUACGGUUGCCUCGGAGACCCAUGGACUCAAGCAUGGGUCCAAACAACAGAGGGGUCGUGUAUGGUGACCGCCGAGGGACCAGAGGGCGAACUAAUGCGACGACACUUGGACCAAGUGAAACCGCGUGUUGUGGUGCAGGACUCUGAGCAAGUGCAGCCGCGUCUCUCAGCCGAAGGUGACAGAGCCAUCGACAAGACCGCUAGUGCUGAUACGACGGAUGGGACCACAACCCUGGGACUACGAAGGUCGACCCGUUCGAGACGUCCCCCUGACACGUUCUCACCUUAAGAGAAGAGGAGACUGUUAUAUCGUCAUGCACUGCACGUGCCUAUGAAUCUGGGCACCUGAUGUAAUCACUUUCUACCCUCGUUCUCUAUUUUGUCCCUUCCCCUCUUUCUUGCUGUGUGCUAUAUAUUGCA